AUGUCGGCAGUGAACGAAAGCCUGAAAAAUACGUCCGAAUUCGCAAAACGCUUUCCUUCCAAAUCAGAAGGCAUCGCAUUAUGCAGCGUCUUCAUGUUAUCUUCGGUCCUAAUCAUUGCAGGAAGCUUGCUCGCUCUUGUUCUCUUUGCAGUUAACAAAACACUUCGUAGGAAAAGUUUAUUCCUAGUUAUGAACAUGGCGUUUGCUGAUUUGAUGUUGGGAACUAUCUCCGUACCCUUUUACAUUUACUUUGUUGGAGAUGCCUAUCAGCUUUGGACAGCAAAAUUCGGCUUUCAUCUAGUGGUCUUCAGAUGCAUCGAUGCCACUUUUAUGUUCGGCUCAUAUCUAUCUGCAGCCUUUAUAUCCUGUGAGAGAUUUUUUGCUGUAUGUUGGCCGUUUCACCACCGAUCACUGUCCGCCAGGACAUACUACAUCACCAUUUUCAUACUUUGGAUACUCGCUGUCUUUCUGUCUUCAAUUCUAACUUUGUUAGGUGUCUUUAGUUCAUUUAAAUCUGCUUUGUACGUGGUAGUCAUCGUCCAAUUGUGUCUAACAAUCAUAAUAUGUGUCUGUAACAUUGGUAUCUGGAUAAAUUCUAAACACGGAAGGUUUACUUCACAACAACAAAACAGAGCCUCGCGAAGCAAACGCUUAACAAAGACCCUACUUUUUGUAUCCAUGUUGGCUUUAAUAACCUGGCUUCCCUUACUUAUCAUAAACAUUUUAAUCUGUAUAACUGGGGAAUCACUAUCACAUCUGGUUAAUUUUGUGGUGAACAUUUUAAACUAUUCCAACUCUUUUUUCAAUCCAGUUGUGUAUAUAUUUAGAAUUCCUGAAUUUAAGCAAACGCUACGUGAUAUCGUUAAGAUAGCAUUGUCACAUAGGACUUUAGGGGAGGCCUAA
Molecule: messenger RNA, 903 nt
Organism: Pocillopora verrucosa
Lineage: Eukaryota; Metazoa; Cnidaria; Anthozoa; Scleractinia; Pocilloporidae
Source: RefSeq, a predicted model, not a curated record